Molecule: messenger RNA, 2235 nt
Organism: Solea senegalensis (Senegalese sole)
Lineage: Eukaryota; Metazoa; Chordata; Actinopteri; Pleuronectiformes; Soleidae
Product: E3 ubiquitin-protein ligase TRIM47-like
Exons: 4
Coding region: 232-1002 (256 amino acids)
Molecular function (GO): zinc ion binding
Source: RefSeq, a predicted model, not a curated record
UGUUUUGUUUUUUUGGAGCGAGCAGGAAAUCAGUGAGUCCAUCAGGGCUGCUGUGAUUCCCAGCAGUGAUACGUCAUUAUACUGGAUCACUGUUUGAAACGAGGGCAGCUGUGCUGGACUCUGGAACUGACACUUCAGGAAACACACGCCGGUGAGGUAGGGAAAGAGAGGUAUUUUCCUUGUAUUCAGUCACAGAAUACACCAUUAUAUGUGUGCACUAGUGCCACACUCAUGUCAGAGCCUCCAAAGUGCUGCAUCUGCCUGGACGACUUCACCAACCCUGCCUUACUCCCCUGUGGACACAGCUUCUGUCUGGGCUGUAUCGGAGAAUACUGGAGGAUCCACGGGGCUUGUCAGUGCCCUCUCUGCAUGACCCACUUCCCCACCAGACCACAGCUGAAAACAUGCCACACAACACACCCUGAAACCCCAGCGACGCCUUUAAAAGCCGGGGAGGUUCCCUGUGAUCUCUGCACGGCCACGAAACGGCCCGCGGUCAAGUCGUGCCUGGUGUGUCUGGCCUCGUACUGUGACACUCACCUGGAGCUACAUUACCAGAGUGAAGAUCUUGGGCGCCAUCUUCUGAUCAGUGUGGUGAAGAACUUGGAGGAGCCUGUGUGCAGAGUGCACGAGAAGCCUUUAGACCGGUUCUGCAGGAGUGACCAGACAUGCAUUUGUGCCAUGUGCACUCAGACCGAGCACAGAGGUCACCACAUCAUCCCCAUUUACAGGGAAGCUGCAAAGAAGAAGGUGAAGCUAAAACGGAGGAGGACGAAGCUUCUGCAAGCCAUUCAAGAGAGACUAAGCAAAGUCGAGAAAAUCAAGCUGUGCGUCGGCCGCAGUGGAGAAAACCCGGCAGAGGCGCGGGCGGAAAAUAAAGAGCUCGUGCAACAGCUGGAGGAAGAAAUCUGCGAUCUGCAGAGGGAGAACUCUGAGCUGGAGCAACUCUCACACUCCGAAGAUGACCUGCACUUCCUGCAGAGAUUUCUUUAUACGUCUUAACGAACAUGACCAAGCGAAGGCGCUGGGACAAAGAUGAUUCUGCUAUUUAUUUUUCUGAAAUGGAUGACGGGUUGUACUUCGCCAAUCACAGAUUGUAACACACUCACGCAAGCGUGUCAAGGAACGACGGUGGCCUUCGUGUACCAGAAAAUAUGUCAUUUUUCUUCUUUAGCACAGUUAGCUUCUGCUUUAAAACCCAACAUCUGGCAGGUUUGUCUCUUCAGGCCGCUGCAUGUCCGCUGUAAAGCAAGGUUGUUGCCUCAAGUCCCGAUAAAAGGCUUACAGUGCAUUCCAUUUACAUCGGAAGUCGGAACUGGGAGUGACAUUAUCUCCGAGUUGACCAUUUUCCACUUGGAAAAAAAAAGAAAAGGAUGCUAACGUAUCUCGGGCUCGCCAAUGUAAGCCAUUGUUAAUAAUGACAGUCGCUAACGACAGUCUGCCAUUCCGAUGCAACCAUAAAGGGGUGUUCCAGUUAAUAUUUCUGACUAGGAACUCAGAAACUAGAAAUUAGAAUGCACACAUUUUAUUAUUAUUCCACAUUUGGGAAAACGAGAUUGUUUUUAAUUUAAAGCCGUUAUAUUGCGCGUUUCCAUUAUACACAUUUUAGUAUUGGCUCAGCCAGAGCAGGUACCAGAAAAAGUACCCAAUAAUAAUUCUAGCCGAGCCGAGUCGUGCUAGAACCGCAUAAUCGCAUUUCUACCAAUAAACUCUCCGACAUGUCACAAGUUUGACAUUUAAAUGAAUAGUUUGCCUGUAAACACUGAGGGAAGUUACCUCUCAAAGGUAAAAAGCCAUAAAACAACAAUAAUAAUGAUAACAAUAAUAAUACUUACCUGUUUUUUGCACAGAUUAAACAAUAACAUGUUAAAUAAUUCGUUUUUUGGAUGCUGGCGGAGCCAGUUUUGCUGUUUUUUUUACGGAUUACCACUUGUGUUGCUAAGCUAAGUGACAAACAGCUCCAUGUCCCAUAAUAAGUCCAUCUGAAUGUAUUUCUUUUAAUCAACAUUUUCUAUAUGUAUGAAUAAUGAUAUGUUAUUAAAUUAUACACUAAUAAUGUAAACUGUGAGAACUGCAAACAUUAUGGAAGUCAGUGACUGAUUUUAAUGAUAAUGUGAGUUUAUAUGAGGUACAAGAAUUUUGUAUUUUUACCCACUUUUUUCUUAUGAAUGAAUGAAUACAAUGUCAAACACUGUAUUUAUGUGAAACAAUAAAUGCUGUGGGGGUAAAAAAAAA